AUGGUCUCUUUCAACUUCACAUCCGCUCUCGCAGCGGCAGCGAUGAUGAUGAUGGCCUCUGCUCAGGAGACCUCUGAUGCCUUCUGGGGUACCGUAACAACACCUUCGGCCAUUGCGUCGCCGACGACCACCUUGCCUGCCAGUGCUAUGCAGACGAUCGGCUGCUUCGAGACCGGAACACCGCUGUCCAACUAUGGCUUCUACGAAUACCAGAGCCCUGGUAACUGCCAGCUGGUCUGCAUUGAGGAGGGAAAAAAUGUUCUUGGUCUGGCAAACGGUGUCGACUGCUGGUGUGGAGACAAAAUCCCUGCAACAGAAUGGCAGGUCAGCAACGACACAUGCAGUACAACGUGCGCAGGAACAAAGGACGAAUUGUGCGGUGGGGAUAACAAGCUCUGGGUCAUGCUUACUGGAAACACACGCAACAAGGUCGAUCACUACGAAAUCCCUGUCGACUCCUCAUCAUCAUCAUCAGCAAAGAAGUCGUCGACUGCGGCACCUAGCUCGACCGCUGCCGCCUCCGCCUCCGCCACACCGACAAAGACUGCUUCCAGCCAUUCGGACAGCAAGCCUAAUACGGCCGGCAUCGCCGCAGGAGUGGUAGUCGGUGUUGUCGGUCUUGCUGCCAUCAUCGGUGGUGUAUGGUUCUUCCUGCGACGCAGACGCCAGCGUCAGGCUGAGGAGGACUACCGCCGCAACGCAGUCGGCGUGAACGACUUCAUCAACGGAGGCAAGACAAGCGCCUCUUCCAUGAACGACUCGCGCAUUGACCCCAGCUUCAUGGACCGAAGGCAGAGCAAUGGCAGCAUUGCGGAUAACGAAGACUACUCGAGGAGGAUAUUGAAGGUCACCAAUGUAUGA
Macroventuria anomochaeta is the source of this 861-nucleotide messenger RNA. RefSeq lists its product as uncharacterized. The coding region runs from base 1 to 861 and encodes 286 amino acids. The record is from RefSeq and is a predicted model, not a curated record. The transcript is spliced from 3 exons. Lineage: Eukaryota; Fungi; Ascomycota; Dothideomycetes; Pleosporales; Didymellaceae.